Messenger RNA from Pogoniulus pusillus (Red-fronted tinkerbird), 8123 nucleotides. RefSeq names its product TSPO associated protein 1 (gene TSPOAP1). Bases 399 to 6815 code for a protein of 2138 amino acids. NCBI's taxonomy places the organism in Eukaryota, Metazoa, Chordata, Aves, Piciformes, Lybiidae. The transcript has 30 exons. Gene Ontology annotation, molecular function: benzodiazepine receptor binding. The record is from RefSeq and is a predicted model, not a curated record.
UAUUGAUGAGUCGGCGACGUCUGCGCCGGGGGCUGCCCGAAGCCAGGGUGAGGGGCUGGCAGCUCCCCCGGCCCCUCCGCUACGUCAUCGCUGUCCGGGCGGGCAGCGGGCAUGGGGCCGGGGGCGGCGGAGGGCUGAAGGCAGCGGGCAGCAGCCUUUGUACGGCGUGGAGAAGCCGGAGGGGUGGGAGGAGGGUGGCGGAUCCAGGCGCGGAUGGAGCCUCCCCCGGCGCAGGGAUGCUGCUGCUGCCGCCGCCGCCUUCGUCCCCACCGGCAGGGAACGGGGCCCGGGCUGCUGCCGCCGCCGCGGCUCUGAUGCCUUCGGGUUUUCCGUGCCGGCUCCCGGAGCCACGGGGAGCCCUCGCCGGCAGGGGCUGAGCCCAGCGCCCUGCCCCAGCCAUGCAAGAACCGGGGCCGGAGCGGGAGGUGCCCAGCGCGGCCCCAGCUCAGCCGGUAACAGGGCAAAGCGGUUCCCCGGCAGCGGGCGAUGCCACCCCCGCGGCCUCCGCCUGUCCUCAGCUGGACACGCCGAAAGGCGUCGGGGGUGGCGGGGACAGAGCGAGCUGCCCGUUGACGCCUGAGCCGGAGGGGACGGAGGUGCCUCAGCCCCAGGAAGAGUCCCCGGGGCCCCCGCGCUGCCCUCCGACAGAGCAGCAGCGGGGUCGCUCCGCUCCCGAGCUCGUUAGGCCGCUGCGAACGAUGGAAGGGCUCGGACGGGACCGGCAGGACCGACCUCCCCAGAGCGGGGCUGACUACGGCUUCCUGGUGAGCCAGAACACGAAGCUGCUGAGCGCGCUGGAGAGGCUGCAGCACCGCUGCUCCAGCCUGGCCGAGGAGAACAGCUUGCUGCGCAGGAGCUGCUUCCCCCAGACAGAGGAGAAGGUGAAGCACCUGAAGAGGAAGAACGCGGAGCUGGCCGUGAUUGCCAAGCGCCUGGAGGAGAGAGCUCGGAAACUCCAGGAGGCAAACCUCAAAGUCGUCACUGCUCCAAUGCCUCUGAAGGGCUCCAGCCUGGAGCUGUGUAAGAAAGCCUUUGCCCGCCAGCGUGCCAAGGACCUGACCGAGCAAGCCAGCGCUCUGCUGGCCAAGGACAAGCAGAUCGAGGCUCUGCAACAGGAGUGCCGGCAGCUGCAAGCCAAGCUCAUCGCAGGGAAGGACGACCCUCGCUGCCGGAACGUCAUCGAGUUCGAUCGGCUGCUGCGGGAAUCCCAGCGAGAGGUGCUACGGCUGCAGAGACAGAUCGCCCUGAAGAACUUCAAGGAGUACCUACGGUCCUCCAAAAUCACUUCAGGAGGAGCUUUGCCUAGCACCCCUGCGCGCUUGGGGCCACCUGUGCCAAGGCUAAGCACCUGCAUCAGAGGUUCACCCCUACCAAAGCAUGCCCGCCUGGGAGGGGAAGCACACAAAGAGGUGGAACCAAGUGUGCAACCACUGGGACCUGCCUCUGAAGGGCAUGAGAAUUUCCCUCCCAAAAAUGCAGUAACAGACCAAGAGAGCAGCCAACAGAUACAGCAGCUGGAGUUUGAACUCAAGAAAAAGCGCAAAAAAUGUGAAAACCUUGAGCAUGAAGUGAGGAAAAAGCAUAAAAGAUGCAAAGAGUUGGAGAUCCAGCUGCAGGAGGUGCAAAGUGAAAAUGCACGCCUGGCUGAGGAGAACUUGCAGCUGAACCAGAAGGCUGGAUGGGCAGGGCAGGUUGAAUCUGAGAAUGCUGACCUGAAGCUGCAGGUUGUUUUGGUUACCAAGGAAAGGGAUUCAGUAAUUCAGACGAAUCAAGGACUCCAAACCAAGCUGGAGAAUCUAGAGCAGGUGCUGAAGCACAUGAGAAAUGUGGCUGAGCGACGGCAGCAGCUGGAAAUCGAGCACAAGGAAGCCCUGCUAGUCCUGCAGGAGAAGCAGGAGGAAGUCAGACGCUUGCAGCAGGCACAGGCAGAGGCAAAAAGAGAACAUGAAGGAGCAGUCCAGCUUCUGGAGGCUCGGGUGAAGGAUCUAGAAGAUCAGUGCCGCAGUCAGACAGAGCAGUUCAGCCUCCUGUCCCAGGAACUCAAACAAUUCCGCCUUCAGACAGGAAAAAUCGACCUCCUCACCUCUACUUUGGUGACUUCUGAGCUUCCUCAUGCUCUGUGCAGCUCCUCCCCACAGCCCCACUGGGAAAAGGAAUCGACUGCUCCUGGAUUUCUUGCUCACCAGAGCACAAAGAAGGGUCACAAUGAAGAGGUGGAUGAGUUGGAGUCGUUGCAGCUGGUGCCUGAUGCUGCUGUUGGCUCCCCAGUUGCUGCUCCCAGCUGUCAGAAACAAGCCAAGAAAAUGGAAUCUCAGUCAAACUCCUCGAAGUCAGAAUCCAUGCAGAACAGUCCAAAAUCCUGCCCAACCCCAGAGGUGGACACUGCAAGUGAAAUGGAAGAACUGGAUGCUGACAGCAUCUCCCUGAUGCCAGAGCCAGGCAGCCAAGGCCCUGCAAAGCUCCAGGUGUUCUUAGCUCGAUACAGCUACAAUCCUUUUGAUGGACCUAAUGAAAAUCCAGAGGCAGAGCUUCCACUGACUGCUGGAGAGUAUAUUUAUAUCUAUGGAGACAUGGAUGAAGAUGGCUUCUUUGAAGGGGAGCUGAUGGAUGGCCGCCGAGGGCUGGUCCCCUCCAAUUUUGUUGAGAGAGUUUCAGAUGAUGACCUCAUGACGUUUCCACCUUCGGAGCUGAAUGAGCUCACUCACAGCUCCUACCAGGAGAAAAGUGUUGUCAGUGCAAGCCCCAGCAGUGGAGAUAAGAGUGAUUUCUCCAUUGAAGAGAGUAGCAUCAGCCCGUUGGCCAGUAGAGCAGAAGGAGACCAGGAGGAACCUGUUAGUCACACAGCAGUGCCUUACCCACGAAAACUGACUUUGAUCAAGCAGCUUGCCAGAAGCAUAGUUGUAGGCUGGGAACCACCCCUUUUGCCAGCUGGCUGCCCGGAGGUGCAGAGCUAUAACAUCUACGUGGACCAGGAGCUGCGUCUGAACGUCAAGAGUGGCCUCCAGCCCAAGGCGGUGAUCGAGAAGCUGGAUCUGAAGGGCAGGUCCUACCGCGUGUCGGUGCAGGCGGUGACGGAGCGAGGCGGCUCCGACAGGCUGCGGUGCACUUGCUUUGUGGGGCAGGACCUCAGCUUGGCGCCCACCAUGCUGAAGGUCAGGAGUGUCACGGCCACUUCGGCAGAAGUCACUUGGCUUCCCUGCAGCAGCAACUACAGCCACGCCGUCUUCCUCAACGGGGAGGAGUGGGACCUGACCAAACCUGGGGUCUACUGGUACAGCUUCCGCAACCUCCAGCCCAGCACGCACUACGUUGCCAAGCUGGAGGCACGACCCUCGCAGACACCUUGGGAGGAGGUGCCAGAGGGGCAGGAGCAGAACUCGGCUGUGAUACACUUCACUACCCCACAAGCAGGCACACCUGAUGCUCCUUUGGAUGUCCAGGUGGAAGCUGGUCCCUCCCCAGGUAUCCUGGUGAUCAGCUGGUUGCCUGUCACCAUCGAUGCUGAGGGCUCUUCCAACGGGGUUCGUGUCACAGGCUACGCCGUGUAUGCGGAUGGACGGAAGGCAAUAGAAGUUACUUCUCCAACAGCUGGCAGUGUGCUGGUGGACUUGUCCCAGCUUCAGAUGUUCCAGGUGUGCAGGGAGGUGUCGGUGAGAACCAUGUCCCUGUAUGGGGAGUCUGUGGAUUCAGUUCCAGCUCGGAUUUCCUCGGUCUUCCUGCGAGCCUCUCAGUGCCCUGCCCCGUCAGAUUCUGCUCUCUCUACCACUUUUACCUCCAGAGUGCCCCGUGGAGACCCCAGGGGCUGCCUGCCUGCACGCAGCCCAGCCUCACACCUGCUCAGACAGCAAGUUCCCUCGGAAAGCUCAGAUGCCAAAUUGACUGAUCCCUCCUCCAGCUGCCACAGCUCGGCACCAGCGCUGCCAGAGAAAGCCUCUUUGCCACCGCACCUCUCCUCUCCCAGUGCUUCCUUGGUGCAGGCUGUAGGCACUGCCCCACAGGGACUGGACACUGCACAAGACCAGAAAUGCCUGACUCUGCCUCCUCAGCAAGCUGGCAGCUCAGUGCCAUCCCGGCAGGGCAUGGAGCCUUCAAGAGAAGCAGAACUGCAGAGCCUGAGCAAAGGGCUGAAGGUGCAGGUGGAGCAGUCUGUAACCAAAGCAGCAGAGCUGGAAAGUCCAUCUCACAGCAGCCUGAAGCUGCAUGUGGAGACCUGCCAUGCAUGCUCUGUGGAAGAGGCACCUAAAGGGCCCAGUGCUGAAGGAGAGAAAGAGACAAAGGAGAAGCACUUGAGCCCAGAGCCCCUGCCCUCCCCUAGCCAGGCUGAGGGGCCGGAGGACACCUUCCAAGACUCAGGCAUGGGUGGGAACAGCUGCCAGGAGUUCCUGAAGUUGUCCCCUGGCAAGGAGGUGAUAAAAGAAAUGUCCAGAGUGAAGAGAGAGCAGGAAGAAAAGAUGUCUGAGAUGGGGAGACGGCAGCUGACCCUCUUUGCUGAGCACAGCCGGAGUUCUGACCUGUCAGACAUCUUGGAGGAGGAGGAAGAGGAAGAUGAACUGUCUUCAGAAGCUCUGGAAGAGAAGAAGUGGGACCAGAGAGAUUCAGGUUACCAGGAGAAUGGGGAAAAGAUGGAUCUUUGUGAUACUGACAGCGAUGAGGAGAUUCUGGAGAGGAUACUUGAGCUGCCGCUGCAGAAGACCCACAGCAAGAAAUUGUUUAGCAUCCCUGAGGUGACUGAGGAUGAGGAUGAAGAGGAGGAUGAGAAGUGUGUUACAGAGGGAAAGGCAGGUGCUCAAGACUCCUCGGAAACGCACCCCCACCCUUCAGGAGGGACGGAGAAGCCACUCCACAUCAAGGAGCCCUUUCAGAAGGCGGAUGGCAGUGACAGCUGCGCACAUCUGGCUCUGCGGGAGGAGCGUGGUGCUCGGGAGAGCAGAGGGGAUGCUGGCCCUGCGAACCCUGCCCUUACCCAGCUGGCCUGGAGCCAGAAGAAGGCAAACUGGAGCUGCCAGGAGAACGAUCCAAAGUCUGGAAGCGGGUUGAAUCCCACCUGGAGCAAGAAGAAAGGCAGCAGUUACCAAGAGAAGAGCCGGGGCCGGUCUGAGAUGGGUAGGAAGAGACAGAACGAUUCGACGGAGCACUGCAGUCGCCUGCUGGGCAACUGCAGCCAGAUGGGAAGUGGCUUAUACAGAGCUCCUAGCCUCAGGGAGGAGCUGAACGUCGUGAGCAGUGCUGGCGGUAAGGAGGGGUUUGAUGUGUACAGCCGGGCCAGGCAAGGCAGCUUACGGAAAAACCACCCCAAGGCAGCGGGUUCAGGGUUUGCAGAACCUGCCGGGAUGGCCACAGGCUGCUGCAGCCCCAGGAGCCUGGAGAUAGACAUCGAGUAUGACUCCGAAGAUGACCAGGAUUCGACCUGUGCAUCCCCCCCCGAGAGCAGGCGGUGGCCAGAAAGGUCCCAGAGCUGCCAGGGGGACUGGAGCGAUUGCUCCGAUCGAUCUGAGGUCGCCCACACGGAUGGCAGAAGGGAGCUGACCAGGCUGGAGAUGCUGGAAGAGCAGAGCAUGGAGUGGGCUGGCUCUCCGCGCCAGCGCCUGCGAUACUUGAGCCGGGAGAAGGAGGCGCAGAGAUGUGAGAGCAGUUCUGAGGAGCAGGGCUGGGAGCUGGACUGUAAGUCACCUGGCUGGAGAAGGAGGCUCCAACAUCCUUCGAAGGGGAUACGUAGCACCUCCUUGCACAAAAGGGCAUCCGGUAGUAAAGAUCCUAGGGGAGAAACUAAGAUCCAGGAGCUGCCUGGCACGGCUGCCUGGCAGGGUCCCAGCCGAAGAGUGAGCAAGAGCAUAAGAAGAGGCCAAAUGCAGAAACCUUUGCUCUCCAGUCCAGAUCCUCCAAGGAGCACUGCUUCAGAAACCUGUGGUAAAGAUGAUGGUGUUAGAAUAUUUGUGGCUCUCUUUGACUACGACCCUGUUUCCAUGUCUCCUAACCCUGAUGCAGCAGAAGAGGAGCUUCCAUUUAAGGAAGGACAAAUCCUGAAAGUGUUUGGAGACAAGGAUGCUGAUGGCUUUUACAGGGGGGAAUGUGCAGGGAGGGAGGGAUACAUUCCCUGCAACAUGGUGUCAGAAGUCCAAGUGGAGAGCAGUGAAAUCAAGAAGCAGCUCCUGAAGCAGGGGUUCCUGCCUGCUGACACCCCGAUGGAGAGCAUAGGAAAUGGCACAUUUUCUCCACCUCCACGCCGCCAAACUGGUCCUCCUCCAAAACCCAGGCGCUCCAAGAAAGCAGGGUUGGAUAAGCAGGAGAAGUAUAAAUCUCCUCCAGGACAGAAACAUAAAGACUUUGAAGCUGAGCUGCUGGCUCCUCGAAGUAUGGUGGCUGUCUUUGACUAUAACCCUAAGGAGAGCUCUCCAAAUGCAGAUGUUGAGGCUGAGCUGACUUUCAGCGCCGGGGACAUCAUCACUGUGUUUGGGUCCAUGGAUGAUGAUGGCUUCUACUACGGAGAGCUGAACCAACAGAGAGGACUGGUCCCAUCUAACUUCUUGGAAGCUGUAACUGCAGAUGGAGGCAAGGAACAUCAUGCAAAAGACAAAGAAGCUUUCCCCCUGAGUGCUGAGAGCCAGCUCACUCCAGAUGGGUCUGUCGUUCAAAGUGACUCCUCACCAACUCCUCCUACUCCACCACCUUCCUGCCUCGUGAUGGGUGAGGAGAGUCCAGAGCAGGCAUCGCUGGCUGUUCUCAGAAGCAGCUCUGGGCAGAGCAAAAGGAAGAGAGGCUUCUUCUCCAAGGGCAAAAAGCUCUUCAGAAAGCUUGGGGCCGCUAAGAAAACUUAACCAGGGACCAAUGGCUGUGUCCAGGCUGCCUGUGCAGUCCAUCCAGAGACUGAGAAGCGAGGAGAAGCCCUCUGCAAUAAGCUGAGCUGAGUGUUUUCCUAGGGACAAAGUGUCUGGUGACCAGAGAGAACUCUUGGGUGGCUCAGUGAGCUCUGGGCUCUGCUGAGAGCCCAGCCUCUGGUGCCCACCCGGUGUGGGCAGUGGCUCUGCAGACGACCUGCUGGUGCUGGGGUUGGGGGGGGGAUGUGCAUGGCCUCAGCUCUAGGAUGCAGCUACCUCCACAGUAGUGUGUCCUGCUCCCUGCAGCCCUCCAUGCACUGCUCCCUUGUAAAUAUCUCUUCCUUUCCAAACGCUGUCCUGGUUGUAAGUUAACUUUUCCCAGCAGAGCCCCCAGCACCCUUAGCAAGAGCCCUCUCCUACUACACCCCCUGGUACUUCUCUGCUCCAAAAGAGGUUGUCUCAACUCCUUCCCUUCCUGCAAAGAAAACUUGCACUUUCUUUUGGUUCUGUUCCCAUCAAUCCCUUUGUGGUUUGGUGUUUGGUUUUUUUUUUUAGCUUUGGGUUUCUGGGUUGGGGGUUUUUGUUUUUUGGUUGCUGUCUCUGGGCUGAUGAGUGAAGUUCUUUGUACUGUAAACCUGUAAAUAAGCAGCUGUGCCUAGGAGCAUCCCCCAGGGCCUCAGCCAGGUUUCAGCAGGAGGAAGGAGGUCAAAACUUCUGCCCCUUAGAGUGGGCUUUGCUGGAAGCUUGCUCUUGGCUGGGUUUUUUUCCCCUCCCCUCCCCUUUCCCCCAGGAGCUGGUUGGGGACUCUGCCUUAUCAAUCUUAUUUAUUUCUCUAUUUAUUUAUUUAUUGAUCUCCCUUCCCUCACCCAAUCUUAUUUAUUUCCUUCCUUAUUAUCUGCCUCUUUAUUCCCUUAUUUAUUAUCUGCCUCUCCACCAGUUUCAACGUGGCUGAGAUUGGGAUUUGGGCUGCUCCUGAGGCUAUGAGCUGGGGGUGGAUGCUGGAGAGUUCAAAGCUUCUUUUGAUGAUGAUGAUGUGUUCAGACACUUCCCUUUGCAAAGCCACAGAAAGGGUUUCUUUUUGUACUCCCUGAUUUUCUUAUCCUUUCCAAUGUUUCCUUUUCCUUCUGCAUGUGGGUUUCUUUUUUUUCCUCCCAGUGGGGUUCUUUGGGGUUUGGUUUUGUUGUUUGAGGCUGAGCUGUGAGGUAGGUGAGCGAUGGCAGCGCGCGGUGGCGGCAGAGUGUUGGUGACCUCUUUUUAUUUCAUAUCGAAUUUUAUUGAUAAUAAAAGUCUAUUUUCACACAAAAAAAA